GCUGGGCACGCAGCUCUGUGAAUUUUACAUACCGUACCCUUCAUCCUCCACAUCAACUCCUCCUUCUUUCAACUAAAACUACCGAUCUUCCUCACAAACAACUAUAACCAUGUCGUCUCCACAGGACGGAGCAGUCCCGCCGCCCGCCGAAGUUAUGUCAAUCGCAUCGCCGAUCAACCUGCUCCUCCUCUCCCUCUUCGCCGUUCUGGUGUACAUGCAAUUCCGACCAAAAGCGCCCGUAACGCUUCCCAAGGGUCCUGCGCCCAUCGUCUUCCGCACGUUCACCCCCACCACUCUGCUCGAAUUCAACGGUGUCGAUGGAAAGCCCGUCUAUCUAGCCGUGCGCGGCCGCGUCUUCGAUGUAUCCCCUGGCAGGAACUUCUACGGACCGGGUGGCCCCUACGAGAACUUCGCUGGUCGAGACGCAUCCCGUGGAUUGGCCUGCCAGAGCUUCGAUGAGGAGAUGCUUACUAAGGACCUGAAGGCUCCUUUGGAUGACCUCAAGGGUCUUGAUGCGGAUGCGUUGGAAAACCUCCAGUCCUGGGAGGAGCGCUUUUUGGAAAAGUACUUGGUUGUGGGUAAAUUGGUUGCUGAAGGCGAUCCGGAGGCCCCGAAGGCAUAAUUGCCUUGUGAUCACCCACCACGGAUAGUACCGCGUAUUGAUGAUGGAAUGCAGGGUUGAAGCUUCUACGGGGUCGAAAGUACCUUGAUAGAAAAUGUAGCAUUUGGUAUUUUCAAAAGCGAUGCGAGUGGUUUUUUUGUUUGUUUCGCAUGAGACAUGAUUCGAUUGACGCUCGAAUGUGAGCCGCAUAUAUUGGGAAUUUUUAGGUCAAAAUAAAUGCCAUCGUAUUAUAAGUACUAAUGUUAAACCUGCUACCACCACAAUUGCGUAGUAGGUAGUGAUAUUGCCAAUACAACAUUUUGCAGUUGAGCAGCGCGGUCACCAUAAUUACCACUCCAUUUUCAAGAUAAAUCAAGAGAGAACGACAAAGAAUCAACAGGUACUGUUACAAGUCAUCAAAUCGUAGCCGAGAUUAAGAACUCCUUGGAUUUUCACAAGUUCACAGCUCCGCUCGCAAUUCUUCCGCAGACUCCGCAGCCUUCUCUUGCGCCUUCUCAGCAGCCCGCUGACCCUGAGCCCGGCCACUGGCCGCUCCAAUCUUCAACUGUUCCAGAAGCCAGUUGGUAGCAUCCUGGAACUUAGCAUAGAUUGUUCCUUGUGGAGUGGUAGUGCCGUAUCUGAAGUACUCGGCGUUACGACGUACUGCAGCGCGUAGUUCAUUGGGACUAGAGCCUUGAUAGACCGGAAUACCGUAGGAGUCGAGGUAAGCCUUAAGCUCAGAGUGAGACCA
Molecule: messenger RNA, 1352 nt
Organism: Aspergillus pseudonomiae
Lineage: Eukaryota; Fungi; Ascomycota; Eurotiomycetes; Eurotiales; Aspergillaceae
Product: cytochrome b5-like heme/steroid binding domain-containing protein
Exons: 5
Coding region: 110-622 (170 amino acids)
Cellular component (GO): membrane; endomembrane system
Source: RefSeq, a predicted model, not a curated record